AUGCAAGAACCCGAAGAGAUCGCCUGGAGGGAGGAUAGGUUGAUCCCUAUCCUACCUGAUACGAGCAAUAUUCACAACCGGGAACAGCUGGACGACUUGCUAAGACGUUAUGUACCUACUAUGAAGGCGGUUAAGAAGUUGUCUGCAGAUACUGCUUUCGUCGCCCUGGACGUUAAACCUAGGUUUGGGAUUGGAGGGUUCUUUGACGUUGAUCUGGCACUUUUAACGAAACUCGAGGAGCAUACCUGUGACAAGCACGAGGAGCCCCUAUACCUCGUCGACUUCGUAACGGAACGCCAGGUUAGGACCAUAUCGUUGAGGAUCAAUAUGAUAGGCCGAGAGGAGGUAGUCAUACCCAGAGCGACGACUACAAUAGUCCAUGCUAUGAAGCAGCUUUGCGCGGCGGUCCCGGGUCAAAAUAUCGCGCUGAUCGGUUUCUCUCUUCCAAAAGAUAUCGAGCGUAUAGGCUUGAACUUUGCGCAUAUCAACAGCAUGUUCCCCUAUUGGAUAGACCUUUCGAGGAUGGUCGGAGCGAUUUCUCCGGACUUGGCUUGCCAUCAAAUUGAUAUGGGAACUAUCCUUGAUACCUUUGGUUACGUCUCUAUCGGUACAGUAUGGUUUGCAGGAACUCGCAUAGUCGUCAACGAAGCAGUUAAAGCAUUGGCCGUGCUAGAAGGGUUACAAUGUCGAGAGGGAGUAGACAAGCUCAUACUGGGAGAGCGCAAGUUCCCAGGUAUAGAGGUUAAAUCCCAGGUCGAGGCCUUCAGAUUCAUACCGUACAAGGCGUUGAUCCAUAACCAGGGUUCAAGUCUGCCUCCUAGCAUCGAUUGCGCCCAGAAGUUAGCUCUCGCAACAGAAGACUAUCGACCCAUUGGAGUUGCCGCCGACAUAUGCGAUAUACGGGUUGAAGGUUUUAAACCAAGUUGUCCCGGUAUCCUCGUGACGGGCAUGACCCGAGGAUCUGUGCGUCUAUCCCUGUACUUGGCUCGCUAUCUCAGAUACGGUGCCGUGCAUGUACGCAUCAUUAACAUUUCCAGCGCUGCGUCGGACUUAUACGAUACGUCAACGCACUUCCUCCUUGAGUUGCUGCAGAAUGCCGAUGACAAUCAGUAUCCCUUAUCCUUAAUUCCCACCUUAACAUUCACUUGCAGAGAGAACACGGGUAGUCUCCGGGUCGACUGCAAUGAAACCGGGUUUGAAGCUAAACAUGUUAAGGCCAUAUCUACAGUUCGCCGUAGCACUAAGAGUAACAAGAACCACUCCGGGGGCUACACCGGUGAGAAGGGAAUCGGGUUCAAAAGUGUCUUCAGAGUUGCGGAAAGAGUCUGGAUAUCGUCACGCCAAUACCGCUUCAUGUUUGACAAGAAGGAACAGUUCGGCAUGAUCGCCCCCAAAUGGGCAGAGUUUCCGGAGUCUGUUCUUCCGGCCCAGACGUCCUUUUACCUCAAACUGUCCGAGGUUAAUGCCUCGGAGGAUCUAGCAAAGGAGCUUCGUGACUUUGAUGCUAGCCUUCUCGUGUUUCUCAGGAGAAUACGUCAGGUUGUUCUACGGGUACAUGACAAGGACAAUAAAGUGUGGGAGAGACGUCUACAUAAAACGCUUGUCUUGGAAGACGGCGAACCGGUCACUAUCGUCGACGUGGAUCAAAGCCAAUUGCGGUACCACACUUUCGCUUACCAAGUAGAGAAUCUCCCUUUUGAGGAAAAACGGUCAGGAUCUCGGACUUCAGAACUUACGCUUGCCUUUCCAACCUCGGGAUUGCCCGCCCAGCCGAGUCGCAGCCCUCAAUACGUUCAUGCGCUGUUGCCAUUCUUGCUAAACGGCGACUUCUUGCUCACCGCAGACCGAUCGCAUAUUGACGUUUCAUCGCCAUGGAACCAGUCACUGCGAGAUGGUCUGGCUGCCGCCUUCAUCCAAGCCGUCCAAAAAUUUAGCCAAGGCUCGAUGAAGUACUUCUGGCCGUUCUUCGUACCCGACAGUGAGGUAUCUAGUUUCUUUCAGCCCUCCCGAGAAAUGAUAUUGCAAGACUUAGCCGAAAGAGCGGUCCUAGAGGGCUGGGAUGGGACAAUGCUUAGACCGUCGAACCUUGUCUAUGUCAGUCUCGACAAGUACUCGGAUGAAGACAGGCGCCCCUUUACCCUACACCAGCACACGAUUAGCCGCUAUCUAUCUAUAAAAUAUCCCGAGUGGUUGAUAGACUCCCUUUUAGAUCUCGGGGUCUGUAGUAUGUCUGAUGUGACAUUUUUGAAUGACCUCGAGUCUAUGGUGUCCAAUUACCCAGGUAAAUUUCGGCGGCGGCCCCCUGCGUGGCACUCACAGCUCGCAAAGGCUCUUCUGCCUCUAGCACAAGUUGCAAGCCACAAGGAGACUCUGUCAAGACUAGCCAUCAUACCGCUGUCUGGUGGAACAUGGACGUCAGCAGAUCAGCAGCCGGCAUUUUUUAGCGAUGACCUAGAUCCGAAGAGCUUCGGGGUAUUCAGCGAGGUACUUAUCGUAGAUCCAGCGGCCGCAGCCGACGACAAUCGACGAAGUUUAUUUCAGAAGCUUGGUAUCUCAGAAAUCGAUCGACCAGACAUGUGUUCUAAAAUCGCCAAGUUGCAUGCAUCUACGUCCUUCGACCCCCUAAAAAUACCACGAACAAAACUCAUCUCGCACGCCAUAUACUUAUUUCAGGCUUCUUGGCAUCCGGAUUUUGACGUGGAUCUCUGGUUUGCUACAUCUGAUGGCGGAGUAUGUAAAGGUUCAGAAUUAUAUAUUCGGGGCGACUUCGAAGAUGGAUCGCCAUCUGCCAGGGUAUUCGAUAAACUUCGAAAGGAAUUCCCGACAGCUCAUAAAGGUUAUAUCUCUCGAAUAAACAGUGCGUCUCUCUACAAGAAAUAUCCGGACAUGGUACACUUUGAAAAAGACGCUCCCGAGAAGCUACGGCUUGAUAGCACAUCAAACAACGAGCUACAUUUCUCAGACACCGCCGAAGAUCUAAAUCAGAAGUCGGCAACCGUAACGGAUUCCGUUUUCGAAACUGGGACUGUCGGCGUAGACCAACCUGCCACCAGUACCAAAUCGAGUGUUGAAAGGCACUUUUCGCUCCUUGACGAAUCAUAUUUGGAGAAUUUAAUUGUUAAAGAGAAGAAAUCUUUUAGGUCAUACCUCAUCAACACCCUGCACUUAUCAGAGAUUCCGCGGCUUGUACGUGAGUCAAUAGAUUUUGGGAAUCGGUGCUACUUCCUAUCGGAAGAAUUCAAGUUUUUGUUCAAAGAAUGUUCUGUAUCCGACGUGCUCUAUCUCCUUAGCGAGCAUUGGAACAUCUACUCCGAGUGGAUCGAACCGAGUUCAUUCAGGCAGAAACAUCCUAACACGGCAGAUUUCAAUAUGCCACUGCUUCACAACAUCAAACACACUAUUGUGCACACGCUGCAUGGACCCGCGCCUAUCUACAACACCUUCCUCCCCUCUCUGGACCCUCGUGUCGAGGAACUACAAAUUCCAAUACCUAUUUUGGAUAUAGAUGGUUCUGAAGAUCAGUCAUUUCGUAGGAAGCUGGGGUGUCUGGGCAUUAAUGUUGAUGUUAACAUCUACUUCUACCUAGCCUGUUUGACCUCACUCGGUUUGCAACAAGGCUCGCCAGAUAACGAUGUAAUCUCAUAUGUAUACGAACAGAUUCAGUCCCGUUUCGAGGAUGACCCGGACAGUGUAAUGUAA
Daldinia childiae is the source of this 3699-nucleotide messenger RNA. RefSeq lists its product as uncharacterized. NCBI's taxonomy places the organism in Eukaryota, Fungi, Ascomycota, Sordariomycetes, Xylariales, Hypoxylaceae. The coding region runs from base 1 to 3699 and encodes 1232 amino acids. The record is from RefSeq and is a predicted model, not a curated record. The transcript is spliced from 3 exons.